AUGACCAGGCCGAACCCAACAGACCAGGGUCAUCCCCUGGAUCUGUAUAAGAGCGACGACGUGGUUGUGGAAGCCUACACAGACCUUCAAACAGUCAUCACAUUCAUCAAGGAGUACUUUGAAUCCUUUCUGAGUGGCGACGAACAGUACAUGGCGAUCACACAAGUGUCGGACGAUAACCUUCUGGAAUUCAACAAAUGGCGAGCAUGCACUCGACCCCGUACAUUCCUAGUCCGAACAUUUCCCAAUCAUAACACUCUGGUCAUCAAAUUCAAAUCGCCACUAUGCGAGCAAGUCAGCGAAGCCAUGUACCAAAGGUUCUACAUUCGUAAAUACCAACAGCAUCACGGACUCACUUCGGAUAUACUUUCUCACGCCGGCCCUACGAUAUACACUCUGCAAAACGGACUGCAGCUCGAAGCAGAACAAGCUUAUAUCCCCCUUGCAAGCCGAGCACCCGAUAACUACCCGUCCCUCGUCAUGGAAUUCGGAGAUAUGGCUUCCAUUGGUGCGCUCCGAGUCGAUGCGCAAUUAUGGCUGGAGAAUACUUCCGGUCGUACAAAAUUCGUCCUGGUAGUCGCCUUUGAUAUUGAGAAGAUCGUGUUCGAGUGCUGGGAAUAUAGAGAUGGUGAAGUAGAGUGUAUACACGAGGUCAGUGUGGACUAUCAAAGUGGGAGGGUUCGACAUGCCCCCUUGAUGAUCCCGUUAGCCUCGAUUCUGGAUGAAAUGCCUGACCUUCCGGGCAUCACGGAGGAUGCGACGAUUGCGUUUUCGGAUGAGGACCUUGUCAGUUUAAUGCGGGAGACUGUUUACAGUGAGGCGUCGUGA
Molecule: messenger RNA, 828 nt
Organism: Aspergillus oryzae RIB40
Lineage: Eukaryota; Fungi; Ascomycota; Eurotiomycetes; Eurotiales; Aspergillaceae
Exons: 1
Coding region: 1-828 (275 amino acids)
Source: RefSeq, a predicted model, not a curated record